UUGCGCAUGUGCAAACUGAGAAACUUGUAAACAAAAAGACCCCUUCCAGAUCAAGGAUUUGGGAAGAUUUGUGUAAGGUUAUUCACAUAGAAUGGCAACAUGUCGGAGUAAAUUAAUUUGUAGUUUGAACGUUCGUGGACUAUAUUGUUCCGUCGACAAAUGUUUGGCGUUGUCAGCGGCAAGGAAGCUGCAUACAAGUUGCAAAAAUUCGCGUGCCGAACUGCCUUUCCUUUCAAAUAAUUACGUCUUUAGUAAAGUCUUGCAUCGUCAGUUUCCAAGGAAAAUGUCGGGAUUUUCUGGAAAAGACAAAGACUAUGUCUUCAGACAAUUACUGGAGUAUAAAUCCUUCACGUACACCUACCUCCUUGCUGACCCUGACACAAAGGAAGCAAUUCUGAUUGAUCCUGUCAUUGAUACUGUAGCCAGAGAUACCAAGUUAGUCAAGGAUCUUGGACUUAAUCUCAAAUAUGCAGUCAACACCCAUGUGCAUGCUGAUCACAUCACUGGUACUGGACUCAUUAAGAAACAGAUCCCCACAUGUAAGAGUGUCAUCUCAGCAGCCAGUAAGGCAGAAGCAGAUGUCAAGGUUAAAGAAGGGGAUAAGUUGACCUUCGGUAAAUACGAGAUAGAGGUGAAAAGUACACCAGGUCAUACAAAUGGGUGUGUCACCUAUGUAUGGCAUGAGAAAGCAAUGGCUUUUACUGGAGAUGCUGUACUGGUCAGAGGUUGUGGCAGAACAGAUUUCCAGGAAGGAAGCUCGGAGACUUUGUACAACUCUGUUCAUGAGAAGAUUUUCUCCCUUCCUCCAAACUAUACUCUGUUUCCUGCCCAUGACUACACAGGUCAAACUAGCACAACAGUGGCUGAGGAAAAAACCAUGAAUCCUCGUUUGACCAAGUCUAAAGAAGAGUUUGUGAGGAUAAUGAAGGAAUUGAACCUUCCAUACCCCAAACAAAUAGACAAAGCUUUACCUGCAAAUCUUGUCUGUGGUCUGUAUAAUCUUCCUGAGGAGUUUUCUAAGGUUUAGAUGGUGAGCUGGUUUAUUGGAGAGUCUGUUACAUUGUUUGUCUGUACAUCCGGGAGGGCAACAUCAAGAUAGAUUCAUUUUGAGUGCCAUAUAUUUUAAAGACAAUUCAAGAAAAUGCUUGUUUAUGAUUUCACCAUGAACAAAAUUUUGUCAAAAUUUUAUUGCACUUUUUUUUCUCUUACUGUAUCAGCCUGAAAGGUCUAAUAGUAUGUGAAAUACAGAAGAACAUUACAGUUUUAAAGUUUUGUCCAGUAUUGUAAAUCAGCUUUCUCCUGCAGUAUUCUUUUUCAAUUUCAUCAUUCAAGCAUACAAGAAGAUAUUUUUUCUUCAAACCUUCAUUAUAUGAAGCUCAUUAAUUUGAAAACUUGUCUUUAAUUCAGCCCUUUACUGCAACAACCUUUCACUAUUUUUUUUUCAACCUUUUGAAAGCAAUAGAACUAUUCAAACAGGGGAGAAAGUUGAUUUACAAAGAGUAAGAAGUGCAAAAUUUAUGAACAAAUUCAAACUCAUAAGAGUGUGGUAUAUAAGUCUGUAUUGUGUUUAAUACAGGGUGUUUCAUAAUAUAUGUUACAUUUUUAAAUCUAAUUAUUUUUCUUACCUAUCAUAAUUUUAUUACAAACUAUAUAUCAUUUUAAACAUCAAAUCCUGCAUUUUCAUUCCAUAUGAAAAAGUAUAAAAAGUAAUAUUCAUUCAGAAGUUGAUAAAGGAAAUAUUCAAAAGAAUGGAAGCUUUUUAAAAUGCUUAUCAGAAGGCUAUUAACAAGGUUAAAGGACAGGGACGAGCAAUAUGCGAUAAAUGACACGGUGCUCCAGAAAGCCUAAAGACUUCAAUAAUCGAAGAUUUAAUUGGUGAAGUGUAGACUCUUAGAUAGUUUAGCAAACUCCUGAGAAAAGUGUCAUAUAGAUGUUUUCAGAAAUUGAUGCUGGCAAUAUCAGCAUUUCCAGCAUAUAUUGAACUUUGAAAUAUGAUAUGAAGUUAUCAGUGUACAAGUUUUCAAUAAUGCAAUAUCCCAAGAAAAGAGUUUGAUCUCUGCAUUGGCCAAUAUCAAUCUUUGGGCCUUUUUCUGUGGGGUUCUUUAGGAACAGGGUCUACAAUCCUAGACCACAGAUACUGCAUGAGCUCAAAAGAAACAUAUAAACCUUCAAAUGAGGAGUGUCUAAGCAAAAAUGUGUGACAAGGUUAUACAAAUUUCGAGAAGCAACUUUCAUUUGUAGUUGAAAUAGUGGAGAUCAUCAAGAACAUAUAAUAUGGGCUUUUGACAUUGUGAAAUUCAACGUAACAAAAAUGACGUAAUUUAGAAAUUUCACUAAUUUUCAUUAAUGUUUGGGAUUUCGUCCAAUGUGUAAUAUUUUAGUUGGUAAUUGUACAUAAUGAAUCUUAUAGAUACAUGCAUCAAGUUGAUAAAAACACUUGUCUUAUUUUUUUUCCUGUGUUUGUGAAAUUGAACUUUCAAAAUGUAACAUAUAUUUUGGAACACCCUGUAUAUAGCAUUCAUUUUGGUCUACCAGUAUAUUUUAAGUGCAGCAAAUCAUAAAAUCCCUAAUAAAGCUUAGCUUUGACAAAUCAAUUCAUUUCUAAUUAUAUUAUAAUGCAUUGACAAUGUUUCAAAAAUUGUGUGUAUAGCACUUUAAAUAAUAUAACUUACAAUGAUUAGCACAGCUGCUUUGAGCAGAAAGUAGUUACUUUGUUAUAAUGGUGGAAUAUAGUGCUCAACAAACGAGGUACUAGACUUUAAGUAAAACAUGGUUAUAACUUAUCUCCAGAUAAUAACCAAUAAAUUUCCUUAAAUCCGUCAUCUGUUAUGCACAUUUAAAUUUUCACCACUACACACAAGACAGAUUUUUUUUAGCAUUAAUUGAAAUGAACACUUGUCGUACUGACUCGCUCUGUGUGAUACUUGAUUUGUAUAUAGAUUUAUUUUACUUACUGAUUAAUAAUCAUACUUACUUGGAAGCAAUCAUAAAAUUAAUGUACAUUGUAAUAAAAAUCUUCUCUGCUUAUUAUUGAACAAUCAAUACUGUUUUGAUUUUAUUUGAAUUGGAAUUUUUGCUAUUUAAACAGAACUUUCAAUUUAAAAAAAAAAAAUGUGAAACCUAAAUAAUAAUUAUGUACAUAAAAUUAUAAAUGAAUAUGGUGCAUUGUUUUCCAUUCAUUUCUGUUCAUGACUGCAUGCCAGAAUGACAGUGUUAUUAAAAUUAAAGUAUAUCAUUUAAAAA
This is a messenger RNA of Saccostrea echinata, 3243 nucleotides long. RefSeq names its product persulfide dioxygenase ETHE1, mitochondrial-like. The record is from RefSeq and is a predicted model, not a curated record. Lineage: Eukaryota; Metazoa; Mollusca; Bivalvia; Ostreida; Ostreidae. The transcript is spliced from 7 exons. The coding region runs from base 92 to 1027 and encodes 311 amino acids. Gene Ontology annotation, molecular function: sulfur dioxygenase activity. Gene Ontology annotation, biological process: glutathione metabolic process; hydrogen sulfide metabolic process.